Molecule: messenger RNA, 5238 nt
Organism: Drosophila gunungcola (fruit fly)
Lineage: Eukaryota; Metazoa; Arthropoda; Insecta; Diptera; Drosophilidae
Product: aminopeptidase N
Exons: 14
Coding region: 912-4475 (1187 amino acids)
Biological process (GO): peptide catabolic process; proteolysis
Cellular component (GO): cytoplasm
Molecular function (GO): zinc ion binding; metalloaminopeptidase activity; peptide binding
Source: RefSeq, a predicted model, not a curated record
CUUUCGGCGCAUUGAAACGCGACUGUUUCGUCUGUUCGAGGCGCGCAUGAAGCCAAAAUAUUAAAGUUAAUAGAAGUGUCGACCGCUCGCGAGUUUUGUUUUUGGCCAAAAGCGAUUGCUAUAACGCCUAUUUGAUUAACUUGAAAAAAUCACAAAAAAAAAAAGAAACAUACACGCCAACAAACAAGAAAACCGUUUAAAAUUGGUGCACCAGGCAAGUGGAAAAAUCACAUGAGGCCAAAAAAGACAACAUCAGCCAACGAGAAAUAUUAAGAGGAGGCCAAACCCAAAAAGCGAGGACAGAGGACAAGACCCAUGCAAAUUCUGAAGAAAUCUCUACUCCGGAGCUGGAACUGGUAGAUACGAGUGGCAGAUAGAUUGCUUGGGGAGCACAUUUCCGCACUUGGUGGGACAGUGGAACAGUGGGACGAGACUGUUUGUUUACUGCCUGAUAGAACCGCCAAGAUCCGAUACACACGAUGCCAGGCCACUUGCAGGCCAUAGAUCGUUGAGGCCAGACCAGGCCAGCUCUGCGAAGCCAACCUCUCCUCGGUUCCAUCAAGUAUUUGGAGAGCACCGCCGGCUGCUGGUGCUGCAAUCGCCAGAUAAAUUCUAAUAAAUAGCCAUCAGACAACAGAGUACUUGGCAUAAAAAUAAAUAAGAAUCGAAGAACGCGGAACGAACAGCGCUCCGCACGCAUUGCAACAGAUUGGAUUUGGAUUUGUACUUGAAUUUGUAUUUGAAUUUGGAUUUGGAUUCGUAUUCAUUGGAGGUGUGGAGUGCAUUGGCCAGUUCGAACGGGUCAUAACCCCUUCCUGGAUUUCUGAGGCAACAUAGACGUAGGUCGCGGCCAAAAAGUGUUCCAAGGCAGAGGCAUCGGCAACCGGAGCGAGGUGUACACUUUUGGCACCAUGGAGGGCGGUUACGUCAACGAAGAGGAUUCUGACGCCAUAAUGGGUGUGGAAAGUCCAGCCAUCAUAUCCUAUACCAAUCCCAAACUGCAAAUACCAUUAAUGGCAUCUGCAAUAUACGCGCCCACCACCACAUCAACAGCCGUCACUCCGACAUCAGCCACCGCAGCCACAUCCAAAAACGCAUCUGCUUGUGCUUCUGCUUCAUUAUCAUCACCACCAGGUCCUUCAUCGGCAGCAAUCACGGGUGGAGGCGGAGGUCCUUUCCAAGGAUUCGUUGCCAAAUUGCGUAACUUUAGGUUCGACGAUACGAAAAACAUACGAAAACGUUUCCAUUUCGAUUACAUAUCAAAGGACAGAUUUUUGGGAGGUCAGCUCAAGACCAAGAACGGCCAAAAAUAUGUUUUCAAUGGACACCCAUCGGGGGUCUAUGUUUCCAAGGCCUGCCUGAUCAUCGCUGCCUUCAUCACAGUUGUGGCCCUAAUCUCUACCAUUGGCAUUACCUAUUUUGUGACCAGGCAGGGAUUGACUCCCAAGGAAGUGACUCCCAGUUGCAUCACCGCCGAUCAUUCCGAUGUGAAUGCCACGCCCAUCCAAACUGCCGGCUGGGUGAGCAUGAAUUCUCCGCCGCCCCCGCCCUUGACCACGCCCACGCCUACACCAACUCCCACGCCCAAUAGUACUACACCUACAACCACUACGACCUUGGCCCCGUCCACGACGAGUGCCACUCCCCGGCCCGAAGUAAAGAUUGUGGAUCCAAAAGUGGGUGAUAUUCCAGAGUUACCGCCAUCAGUGGAUGUCGAGGAUAACAGCACGAAGCCCACAAAUCGUCCUCUAAAACUCUACGAAGGAUGGCGUCCACUUCACUACAGCCUGCUGAUUGAGCCCAGUGUGGAGGCAUCGGCCAGCAACGGCAGCCUGACCAUCGAGAUCGAACGGGAUGUGGCCAAGGUGACCAGCUGGGAGCCCAUCGUGCUCGAUGUGCAUAACAUCAGUAUCUCCAAUGUCCGGGUGAUCCGUGCACCGCUUUCUAAGCAGGCAAACAAUGGCAGCGAGGAGCAGGAGUUGGAGUUCGACAGCGACUAUGGGGAUGACAAUGCCACCUUUGUCAUCAGUUUGGACAAGGCUUUGGCCGAAGAAACCCAGUUGAAGUUGCUGCUCAGUCUGGACUUCAUCAGCCAGGUGACGGACACACUGCAGGGCGUGUACAAGACCAGCUACACCAAUCCAGACACCAGGAAGGAAGAAUGGGUGAUCAGCACUCAGUUCUCGCCCAUCGAUGCCCGGCGGGCCUUUCCCUGCUUCGAUCGUCCCGACAUGAAGGCCAACUUCUCGGUCAGCAUCGUGAGGAGCAACCAGUACAAGAUGGCCCUGUCCAACAUGCCCAAGUCGCACAGCAGUCGCUAUCGCCGUGGCUAUGUGAGGGAUGACUUCAUGACCACGCCCAAGAUGCCCACCUAUCUGGUGGCCUUCAUCGUGUCCAACAUGGUGGAUUCCCGCUAUGCCGCUCUGGACAGUGAGAUGAGCCCCCGCGUGGAGAUAUGGACGCGGUCGACGUUCGUGGACAUGACCCACUAUGCCUAUAAGAUGGUGCGAAAGUUCCUGCCAUAUUACGAGGACUACUUUGGCGUCCAGAACAAGCUGCCCAAGAUUGAUCUAGUCUCUGUUCCGGACUUUGGUUUCGGAGCAAUGGAGAAUUGGGGACUGAUUACCUUCCGGGACUCGGCGCUUCUGGUGCCCGAGGACCAGGAGCUGGCCUCCUCCUCUGAGCACAUGCAGUACGUGGCCCAGAUCAUUGCCCACGAACUGGCCCACCAGUGGUUCGGCAACCUGGUGACGCCCAAGUGGUGGGACGAUCUCUGGCUGAAGGAGGGCUUCGCCUGCUACAUGAGCUACAAGGCCCUGGAGCACUCGCACCCAGAGUUCCAGAUCAUGGACACCCUGACCACGCUGGAGUUCAAGGAGUCAAUGGAGCACGAUGCGGACAACACCUCGCAUGCCAUCUCCUUCGAUGUGCGCUCCACCAACGAUGUGCGCCGCAUCUUCGAUCCGAUCAGCUACUCCAAGGGCACCAUCCUGCUACGCAUGCUCAACUCGAUUGUGGGCGACGUGGCCUUCCGCUCGGCCACUCGGGAUCUGUUGAAGAAGUACGCCUACGAGAACAUGGACAGGGACGAUCUGUGGGCCAUACUCACGCAGCAUGGCCACGCGGAGGGCACCUUGCCCAAGGAUUUGAAUGUCAAGGAGAUCAUGGACUCGUGGAUCACGCAGCCGGGCUAUCCGGUGGUCACCGUGGAGCGACGUGGCAUGGAUCUGGCUCUGCGCCAGGAGCGCUUCCUGCUGCCCUCCAAGAAUCCGGCGGACCUGAGCAGCUGGUUCAUACCCAUCACCUUCGAAACCGAGGGGCUGCACAAGGGCGACAACAUACCCAGCCACUGGAUGAGGAGCCAGGACGAGGAGGACCUCAUCGUGGCCAACGUCUUUGCGAGCAGCAACAACAGCGAGGACGUGGUCUAUCUGAAUCUCAACCGGCAGGGCUACUACCGGGUGAACUACGACAUGACCUCCUGGCUGGCCCUCAAGAAGAAGUUCGGCUCGCUGCCCACGAUCACAAGGGCGCAGUUGCUGGACGAUGCCCUGCACCUUUCGCAGGCGGAGUACCUAUCCUACGACAUACCAUUGACCUUCCUCAUGGAGCUAUUUAAUGCCGUGAGUGAUGAGUUGCUGUGGAGUGCCGCCAAACCUGGCCUAAACUAUCUCAUAAACAAUCUCAAGAGGGAACCUGCUUAUGAGACAUUUAGGGCCUUCAUGAAGUUCAUUGUGACACCCGCCUUUGAUCAUUAUGGUUUGAAUGAGCCGGACAACGAGUCCCACCUGCAACUAAAACAUCGCGCUUUGGUGGCCUACUUUGCCUGCAAAUUCAACUAUGAUCGGUGCACUCAAGUGGCGCAGAGGAAGUUCCGCGACUGGAUGAAGGAUCCCAAAAAGAAUCCCAUCAAGCCAAAUCUGAAGUCAGUGAUCUACUGCACCGCCUUGGCAGAGGGAUCUUCCGCAGAAUGGUACUUCGCCUAUAAGCAGUACAUGAAAACAACGAGUGCCUCGGAGAAGGAGGAGAUACUGACCUCGCUGGGCUGCACCACAAAGCCCUGGCUGCUUUCCAAGUACCUAAAUAUGACCAUCAAUCCCACUUCGGGAAUACUAAAACAGGAUGGAGCCUUGGCCUUCAGGACAGUGGCCUCCAAUGCCAUUGGUCAUGAGAUAGCCUUUGACUUCUUGCAGAGCAAUAUCAAGGAGAUUGCUGAAUAUUACGGCGAUGGCUUCUCCACUCUGUCCGAGAUGAUCAAGUCGCUGACCAUCUACAUGAACAAGGACUACCACAGGCACCAGCUUCUGGACUUGGCCGACACCUGCCGGAAACUGGGCCUCAAAGCUGUGGAAUCGGCCAUCGUCUUGGCCCUGGAGCAGGUCAGCAAUAAUAUCCACUGGCACAGCCACUCCUACCACAGCCUCAAGAGCUUCCUCGAGGGCAUCGUCAGCGAGUUCGAGAUCAACAUCUUCUAGGUCAACAUCGGCAUGGGGAACACUCACAUUGAUUUCAACCAAAUACGCGAUUUAGUUACUGUAAUUAUUACCAUUAUUUGUAUUCAUGCGAAGGCCUCAAAUUAAUUUAAUGGAACGAAUUAUUUGCGAAAAGUGAUAUAAACGUGUAAGUUAGCCAGCAUAAUUUAGGUAACCGACUUACUUUUUGCAAUUGUAUAUUUAUUUAUUAGUAAGUCGCGCUUUUUCUGCUUCUUUGGCAUUGCUCUGCAACGUUCCUACUAAAAAUAGAAAUCAACCGGAAAAUACAUAGUUCAUCACAUCAGGCAUCAGUUUUAGUCUACAAUACAAAUCUCUGCCACGAUAUAUCCAAUUAUGCUUGUGUAAAAUCUGUAUUAUCUGUAUAAUUAUAAUUGUCAAGUACUAUACUUUCGUAAACCUUUAGAUCCUAAGUGAAUCAAUUUAGCACUAAGUGAACCAAAAAUCUAUUUUGUAGUCGAUCCAAUCAUGGUCUUUAAUGGCCCCUGGGAAGAACAUGGAAGAUAAGCUUCGAGCUUAGAAAGAUAUUGAAACUGAGUGUCCUUAAUGCAUGGUUUAAAAUGUUUGCUAGAGCAAGGAUGGUACACACACAUACACACAAAUAUAUUUAUUAAUGGACGAGUACCUAUUAUGUAUUUUGUAAAGCCCAACACGAUAUUACUUGUAUCGCUGCUGCACAACCAUGUAAAUAAGUUUUAAAGCUUACACUAAACAUUUAAAUAAACUAUGUAUUUAAUUUUAUUCAAAA